AUGGCAGAAGAGCGAAGGAGUUCCUUUCGACUUCCUGGAGGCCCUGAAGCAGGAGGAGGCUACGAUGCCAUCAAGACUGAGAGCCAUGGGAGAUUCUGCCGCUGUCCAGAAGGCGACGAAUUGGAAGCCAAGAAUAAAGGAGACCAUGAUAAUGUCUACGCAGCGGGGGAGCAGAAUGUAAAUUUGGAGAGUGGAGAGAGAUUCAGCCAGAGAUCCCAACCAAAAACAGACAGUGGGAAGAAACAGUAUCAGUGCUUGGAAUGUGGGAAAAACUUUAGCAGGAAGUCAAAUCUCACUAGGCAUGAAAUAAUUCAUUCAGAAGAGAAGACGUAUCAAUGCUUUGACUGUGGUAAGAGCUUUAAAAGAAGCACAGACUUCCUUAAACAUCAAACAUCUCACACAGGGGUAAAACCUUAUCAGUGCUUGGAAUGCGGAAAGUGCUUAAGUCGAAACAACCGUCUUGCUUCCCAUCAAAGAAUUCAUACAGGGGAGAGACCAUAUCAGUGUUUGGAAUGUGGAAAGAGCUUCAGUAUGAGUGACAGCCUCACUACACAUCAAAGAAUUCAUACAGGGGAGAAACCAUAUCAGUGCUUGGAAUGUGGAAAGAGCUUCAAUUUAAAGCACAAUCUCACUUCCCAUCAGACACUUCACACAGGGGAAAAGCCAUUUCAGUGCUUGGAAUGCGGAAAGAGCUUCUCUCGGAACGACCGUCUCACUUUCCAUCGAAGAAUUCACACAGGGGAGAAACCCUAUCAGUGCUUGGAAUGUGGGAAGAGCUUCAGUUUAAAGGUGAAUCUCACUUCCCAUCAAACACUUCACACAGGGGAAAAACCAUAUCCAUGCUUGGAAUGUGGAAAGAGCUUCAGGUUGAAGCAAACUCUCGCUUCCCACCAGACGCUUCACACGGGGGAAAAGCCGUAUCAGUGCUUGGAAUGUGGGAAGAGCUUCAGGUUGAAGCAAAUCCUUACUUCCCACCAGACGCUUCACACAGGGGAAAAGCCAUUUCAGUGCUUGGAAUGCGGAAAGCGCUUCAGCCGAAGCUACCAUCUCACGGCUCAUCAAAGAAUUCAUAAGGGAGAGAAGCCAUAUCAGUGCUUGGAAUGUGGACGGGGCUUCAGUCAGAGAGCCUAUCUCACUUCCCAUCAAGCAAACCAUGAUGGAAUCAAAACUGGGAAAGGAAUAAGUGCUGGCAGUCAUAGGUCCUGACAGGGCUGUGCUCCAUGGUGUGCAUCUGAAUGCACAGGUGUGUCCAGCUCUCACAUAUAUAUCUCUGUACCCUUGGUUUGGAGUUCUGCUCUUCCCCACAAAUAACCUCUAC
Lacerta agilis (Sand lizard) is the source of this 1318-nucleotide messenger RNA. Its product is annotated as gastrula zinc finger protein XlCGF52.1-like. Gene Ontology annotation, biological process: regulation of transcription by RNA polymerase II. The transcript has 2 exons. The coding region runs from base 1 to 1206 and encodes 401 amino acids. The record is from RefSeq and is a predicted model, not a curated record. Gene Ontology annotation, molecular function: RNA polymerase II cis-regulatory region sequence-specific DNA binding; DNA-binding transcription factor activity. NCBI's taxonomy places the organism in Eukaryota, Metazoa, Chordata, Lepidosauria, Squamata, Lacertidae.